CAAUCACUCAACAAAACCCAAACCCUCUUCCGCCCACACUUCUUCUUCGUCUUCUCUAACUGGGUUUUGUUUGUGUGAUUUAUUUAGUAAAAGCCAGCAAAGAUGUCUCUUAGGCCAAACGCGAGGACGGAGGUCCGAAGGAAUCGAUACAAAGUAGCAGUAGAUGCAGAUGAAGGAAGAAGAAGAAGAGAAGAUAAUAUGGUUGAGAUCCGUAAGAAUAAACGAGAGGAAUCUUUACAAAAGAAGAGAAGAGAAGGUAUGCAAGCUCAACAAUUUCCAACUUCUGCUAUUCAAGGUGCCGGCACUGGUGUUGAAAAGAAGCUUGAAAGUCUGCCUUCGAUGAUUGCGGGAGUAUGGUCAGAUGAAAGAGAGUCACAGCUUGAGGCGACUACACAGUUUCGGAAACUACUAUCAAUUGAACGAAGUCCUCCGAUCGAGGAAGUUAUUCAAUCGGGUGUUGUUCCUAAAUUUGUGGAAUUUCUAAUGAGAGAAGAUUACCCACAGCUACAGUUUGAGGCAGCUUGGGCUCUCACAAACGUUGCUUCAGGAACUUCAGAUAACACUAGGGUUGUAAUUGAGAGUGGGGCAGUUCCUAUUUUUGUCAAACUUCUUGGAUCUCCAAGUGACGAUGUUCGCGAACAGGCUGUCUGGGCACUUGGGAAUGUUGCUGGUGAUUCCCCCAAAUGCCGAGAUCUUGUUCUUGGACAAGGGGCUUUGAUUCCAUUGCUUCAACAGUUGAAUGAGCAUGCCAAACUUUCUAUGCUUAGGAAUGCCACAUGGACUUUAUCAAACUUCUGCAGGGGCAAGCCUCAGCCUCCUUUUGAACAGACAAGACCUGCUCUACCAGCACUCGAGCGUCUCAUUCAUUCAACGGAUGAGGAAGUCCUGACAGAUGCUUGUUGGGCCUUAUCAUAUUUGUCUGAUGGUACAAAUGACAAAAUCCAGGCUGUUAUCGAAGCUAAUGUCUGUCCACGUCUUGUGGAGCUUCUAAUGCAUCCUUCCCCGUCAGUGCUCAUUCCUGCCCUUCGCACGGUUGGAAAUAUUGUUACUGGUGAUGAUAUGCAGACACAGAUCAUUAUCAACCAUCAAUCACUUCCUUGCCUUCUGAACUUGCUUACGAACAAUCACAAGAAAAGCAUCAAGAAGGAAGCUUGCUGGACCAUUUCAAACAUUACAGCAGGGAACAAGGAUCAGAUACAGGCUGUCGUUGCAGCUGAAAUCAUAGGCCCUCUGAUACAUCUGCUUCAAACUGCUGAGUUUGAUAUAAAGAAAGAGGCUGCAUGGGCUAUCUCAAAUGCUACUUCUGGUGGUACCCAUGAACAAAUCAAGUAUCUGGUGGGCCAGGGUUGCAUCAGACCGCUAUGUGAUCUCCUCGUUUGUCCUGACCCAAGAAUUGUUACAGUUUGUUUAGAAGGUUUAGAGAAUAUCUUAAAGGUUGGGGAAGCUGAGAAGAACUUGGGUACUACUGGUGGUGUAAAUGUGUAUGCACAGUUAAUUGAUGAAUCUGAAGGGUUAGAGAAGAUUGAAAAUCUGCAGAGUCAUGACAACACAGAGAUUUAUGAGAAGGCAGUGAAGAUUCUUGAGACUUACUGGAUGGAAGAGGAUGAUGAGCCAUUGCCCCCUGGUGACGCAGCAGCUGCUGCUGGCCCAUCUGGGUUCCAGUUUGGGGGGAGUGAGCUUCCGGCUGGUGGAUUCAACUUCAGCUGAAGGUAACACGUCCACUAAAAUGUGUUUCGUCUUCAUUACGAAGUGUGUUUUUCUCUUGCAUAUUUCAAGCAGAAUGUCAUUAUCAGCAAGCCUCUUAUCACAAUAUCUGUGAUAAAAGUAAUUUAUCUGGAUUAUUUUUAGGUAAUUUAAACAGAAGUUGUUUUGUAGGCUUCCCCAUCAGAUAAACUAGGUAUUGAGUCAUUCAUUUUCAUGCAGGGAGUUCCUUGAGCCCUUCUACAGAGAGAGAGAAUUUGUUUAUUUUGUUUUUGUCGAGGUCCAAUAUUACCAUGUCAAACUUAUUUGUUGAAAGAAAACAAACAUAAAAGAGUAUGAUUUUUAUUUGCUGUUUAUCAAAACAUUCUUGAUGCAUUCACCGGUGAA
Messenger RNA from Papaver somniferum (opium poppy), 2088 nucleotides. RefSeq names its product importin subunit alpha-2-like. Gene Ontology annotation, cellular component: nucleus; cytoplasm. Gene Ontology annotation, molecular function: protein binding; nuclear import signal receptor activity. Lineage: Eukaryota; Viridiplantae; Streptophyta; Magnoliopsida; Ranunculales; Papaveraceae. The record is from RefSeq and is a predicted model, not a curated record. Bases 103 to 1707 code for a protein of 534 amino acids. The transcript has 11 exons. Gene Ontology annotation, biological process: NLS-bearing protein import into nucleus.